AUAAUGAUUAACAAUCCCAUCCAUUGGGGUCAGUCCGAAGAAGACGGGUUACUUCUAAGGCCUUUCAAGGUUUCUUCCACGUGUCCUCACAGGGAGUUUUUUUCUUGCCACUAUCGCCUCUGUCUUGCUCUUUAGGUAUCUAAAUCUAUAUCUGUAUUUCUAAAAAACGGCUUUCACCAGUGGUGUUAAAAGCUCUCUAAAUAAAAUGGACUCGAACAUGGUGUUGUUCACAGUAUUAAAGGUUGUCAAGGUUACGACUGAAUUUCCAAAUUACUUCAUACGUCAGUGCAGUAUUUACGGAAUGAAAUGAUGUUAUCUACGACGUAGCUCGGGCACUAGGGUGUGUCUCCAACUCCAGUCUGAGACCCAGCCCUCGAGAUGACUCUGCUUAGUACGUAAAAUCUCUUACAGCAGACUGUCUCCGAAAAUCUCUCUCUCUCUGUGUGUGUGUGUGUGUGUGUGUGUGAGAGAGAGAGAGAGGAACAAACCGGCAAUAUUAAGGCAGACACUUUGAUGCGAGGUCGUCUACAGACGAGCGGAUAACCGCGGAAGCUCCUUAAACUUUAACGAACAGGAUUAUGUUUAGCAAUUUGUUUUACUAAACCCAGUAUCGAUGAACCUUUGUACCGGAUUGUUGUUCGGUUUAUUCUCAGCUGUUUAGUUUUCAGCCAAAGACGUCCACAUUCCCAGAGUAUUUAUUCAAGUUUCUCUCGAUAAGUGAUGAGUAUGAUGAGUAUGAAAACGAGCUUGUGGACAUUGUUGUUGUUCCUGAUGGAUUUCGUGUGCAGGGGAAACGCUGGUGAAUGUCCAAAACCUGUCCUGGUGGGUGAUGUGGUGUUCUCUGACUCUGCUAUACUGAAAAAUAAUUUUCCUGAUGAAUCUGAUAUCAUUCUGGAGUGUGCUAAAGGCCAUGAGGUGGAAAAUGGCUCUAACACCAUCACAUGUGCCAACGGUGUAUGGAGCAAACAGGAGCUGACCUGUAAAAAAAAAGACUGUGGUCAUCCUAACCCAUCCCCCAAUAUGAAAUAUAACAUCCGCGAUGGAACAUUAUUUGGUGCACGCAUCACACCAGUUUGUGACCGUGGGUAUUACCUUCAGGGUUCCAGCUCUAGGCAGUGUCUUGUAAAUGGAUGGACUGGAAGGUCAAUGUGUCUGGCAGUGAGCUGUGGGAAUGUUCCUCAGGUACCUCAUUCUGUCAUGGUCAGUAACGUGACCCAGAACCUCAAAUUUAAAGAAGUCAUUGAAUACAGAUGUGAGGACAACUACACUCUUGUUGGCAACGGAUCUGUUGUUUGUCAGGAAGAUAGGACAUACAGUUCACUGCCACAAUGCAAAGGUGAAUGUCCAAAACCUGUCCUGGAGGGUAAUGUGGUGUUAUCUGACUCUGCUAUACUGAAAAAUAAUUUUCCUGAUGAAUCUGAUGUCAUGCUGGAGUGUGCUAAAGGCUAUGAGGUGGAAAAUGGCUCUAACACCAUCACAUGUGCCAAUGGUGUAUGGAGCAAACAGGAGCUGACCUGUAAAAUGGUAACCUGUGGGAAGGUUCCUGCGGUUCCUCAUUCAGUCAUAGUCAGUCAUCUAACCAAGGAGCUCCUCGAAUUUGAAGAUGUAAUUGAAUACCUCUGUGAGGACAACUACACUCUUGUAGGCAACGGAUCUGUUGUUUGUCAGGAAAAUAGGACAUACAGUUCACUGCCACAGUGCAAAGAGAGAGAGGGCAGUGAGAGAGUUGUUUCACCAUUCUUGGUAACCUGUGGGAAGGUUCCUGAGGUUCCUCAUUCGGUCAUAGUCAGUCAUCUAACAAAGGAGCUCCUCGAAUUUGAAGAUGUAAUUGAAUACCUCUGUGAGGACACGUACACUCUUGUAGGCAACGGAUCUGUUGUUUGUCAGGAAAAUGGGACAUACAGUUCACUGCCACAGUGCAAAGAGAGAGAGGGCAGUGAGAGAGUUCUUUCACCAUUCUUGAAAACCUUGACUGUGUUUGCGCCCCUCCUCUUACUCAUUGUCAUUUUUAUUGCCAUAUACACUUGUGUAAAGUCUUACCAGAAACGAAAAGGAUCAUAUGACACCGGGGAACAAAUGAGGACAAAAGAAGCAUUAAUGCAAGAAAACCGUUACUCUACAUCCAGUACCAAUCUAAGGGCCCAUAAUCGCACAGCUCCUAUUCGCUAAUCUGCCUCUGAUCCAUGCAGUGUUAAGGAGCACAGUAUUACCUCUGUAAAGUGACCAAAAUGUUUUAUUUGCACAUUGAUAUUAUUAUAUCUGGUAUAAGUUCAUUUUGGUUUCCUUAUCUAGAUUCUGAAUCUGUCUCCUGGAAAUUCCCAUACUUAAUACUAGCCAUUCCUUUAAAUGGAGCGGACUUUGAAUGCAGUGACACAUUUCACUCUGAAAUUCUAUCUAAAGGCUGGUAGCUCCUUGCACAGUCUUCCAGAACAGAAAUGGGAACUCAGGUGGAUCUAUAUUCUCCUAAAGUGGUCCUGUCUCAGGCCAGACUACAAGCUUGAGACAAGUCAAAAUUAAUCUGUCACCCUGUGCUCCUUUUCACAAGUGAAUUGCAGAAACAUGGACACAGAACAUCUUUUAUUCAGUCCCUCAUGCUCAAACUGAAGUGCACUGAAGUAAAGCUCUGCUUUGUGAGGCAGCCAUUGAUUAUUGUUGCCUGGACAAUGGCACUGAGUUAAGAAUCAGACUUGAUCAAGCUUCCAAAUGCAUCAUAUUUAAAAGAACAUCUAUAGCAAUAUACAUUCAGAUGCGUGUUGUUUAGUGUAGCUGACGGAUUACAGACUUUAGAGCAAAGAUGUUAAAAUGUAAUGCUUUUUAAGCACUUUAAAGAUUCACUGUGGCUGUUUGAUGAAUUUUGUUACUACUCUGAUGAUGUAAUAUUCUUGUAAAUAUUUUUCUAAUAAAACCAUUAACAAAAACUU
Messenger RNA from Ictalurus punctatus (channel catfish), 2921 nucleotides. RefSeq names its product sushi, von Willebrand factor type A, EGF and pentraxin domain-containing protein 1. Bases 721 to 2169 code for a protein of 482 amino acids. The transcript is spliced from 14 exons. Lineage: Eukaryota; Metazoa; Chordata; Actinopteri; Siluriformes; Ictaluridae. The record is from RefSeq and is a predicted model, not a curated record.